AUGAAAAGCUUUGAGAAGUUGGGGCAUUGGCCUCUUUUUAUCUUUUCAUUUUAUUUGAUAUCGAUAUGUAUUGCUGAGCCAUAUUCUUAUUAUUCUCCUCCUCCGCCGUUAUAUUCUUAUUCUUCUCCGCCGCCACCCCCUUCUUCUUAUUACCAAUCAGAAGAUAAACACACUCCUUACACAUAUUCGUCCCCACCACCACCAUCUUACAAAACUCAUGAGAAAAAAUAUACUCCUUACAUAUAUUUGUCCCCGCCACCACCAACUUACACAACUCCAGAAAAUAAAUAUACUCCUUACGCAUAUUCUUUCCCGCCACCACCAUCUUACAAAACUCCAGAAAAGAAGUAUACUCCUUACAUAUAUUCGUCCCCUCCACCACCAUCUUACAAAACUGCAGAAAAUAAGUACACUCCUUACAUAUACUCAUCUCCUCCACCGCCAUCUUACAAAACUCCAGAAAAGAAGUACACUCCUUACACAUACUCAUCUCCUCCACCACCAUCUUACAAAACUCCAGAGAAGAAGUACACUCCUUACACAUAUUCGUCUCCUCCACCACCAUCUUACAAAACUCCAGAGAAGAAGUACACUCCCUACACAUACUCGUCCCCACCGCCACCCUCUUACAAAACUCCAGAGAAGAAGUACACUCCUUACACAUACUCGUCUCCGCCGCCACCAUCUUACAAGACUCCAGAGAAGAAGUACACUCCUUACACAUACUUGUCCCCACCGCCACCAUCUUACAAAACUCCAGAGAAGAAGUACACUCCUUACGCAUACUCGUCCCCACCGCCACCAUCUUACAAAACUCCAGAGAAGAAGUACGCUCCUUACACAUACUCGUCCCCACCGCCACCAUCUUACAAAACUCUGGAAAAGAAGUACACUCCUUACACAUACUCGUCCCCACCACCACCAUCUUAUAAAACUCCGGAAAAGAAGUACACUCCUUACACAUAUUCGUCUCCACCACCACCAUCUUACAAAACUCCAGAGAAGAAGUAUACUCCUUACACAUACUCGUCCCCACCACCGCCAUCUUACAAGACUCCAGAAAAGAAGUAUACACUUUACACAUACUCGUCUCCGCCACCACCAACUUACUAA
Impatiens glandulifera is the source of this 1113-nucleotide messenger RNA. RefSeq names its product extensin-2-like. NCBI's taxonomy places the organism in Eukaryota, Viridiplantae, Streptophyta, Magnoliopsida, Ericales, Balsaminaceae. The record is from RefSeq and is a predicted model, not a curated record. The transcript has a single exon. The coding region runs from base 1 to 1113 and encodes 370 amino acids.